Messenger RNA from Striga asiatica, 1631 nucleotides. NCBI's taxonomy places the organism in Eukaryota, Viridiplantae, Streptophyta, Magnoliopsida, Lamiales, Orobanchaceae. The record is from the annotation of a GenBank genome assembly.
AUGAUGGUGGUGGGAGAAGCGUUGAUGAGGGAUCUUAAGCUCGUGGUGAGGAAACAAUUACGUUGGGAGGAGGGCCGUUGGCUGCAGAAAACGCGUGAUUGGUUAGCUGCUAUAUUAUCUGUGAGCAUUCUUUUGUUUGUACCGAUGGCGGUGACCAAGGCUCGCAAACGGAAAUGGAUUCAUAAGUACGGAAAAUUUUCAGUUCCCAUAAAGGGAUGGUCAUCAGCCUACGAAGAGUCUCGUUUGAACCCCAAUGAGGGAACUGUUCCAUUGCGCCGAAGUAGCAGAAAGAAAUUCAAAGUAGACCGAUUUGGUGGUGGGGAGGUAACUUCUUCAAGGGAGGACAAGAAGCCUGCAACUCGUAGAAAGCAGCGGAUGCCUACGGACCCAAAAGAGUACUUCCUUGCUAGAGGAAAUCAGUCGGCAGAAAUCGCAUUAUCCUGCUACAAUCAGAAACAUGGAACCAACUUGGAGUUCAUGAGAUUUGUGGAUUUCAAGGAGAGGGAAUUCUUUGGACCUGGUUACUUGUUGAACUUUGACGAUAAAUACUCUAUGUGGAGGCAUGUCAACUUUGAGGCCAGGCCGCCCAAUGACAAACCACUCCUUAUGUUUGCUGAAUUAUAUAAGACGAAUGACAAAUAUGAACUCACCACACUGUCACUUGUGAACCCUUCCCAUGAUGGUCAGUGUUACUAUCUUUGUGCCACUGAGUAUUUGGUGGCUGGUUUCUCUGUUAUGUGGUCUGAUGCUUUCUUACACGUCUUGUGCCUAGCCCUACUCUUGACAUCAUUUUCUAUAUUUGUUCAUGAUUGUGCUUGCCCGAGUUGCGACAUAUCUUCCGUGAUUCAUCCUCUUCAUGGAUUUCGUGCUGGUUUUGUGGCCUCGGAGCCCAGUGAGCCGAAGAUAAUGUCCAAAGAAGAUGCUGUCAAACUGGCUGAGUUCGCAUUGAAGGACUACAAUGAUAAAAAUGUUUUUCUUUUCCCUUCAACUCCCUUUUUCACUCCCCCUCAAUAUGGACCUCAUAAUCACUCUCUGCCUGGUUUCCAGGGAACAACGUUGAAGAUUGAAAGAGCCCUCGAAUGUAAUAGUUUUACGAGUUCUGGUCCAUUGAUGGACUUCACUGUGAAAACCAAACGCUGGGUGCAUAUGAACUUUGAGGUGAAGGUGGGUCCUAAGGAAGAAAUACUUCGUUUGUUUGCUGAACUUUAUCUAUCAGAUGAUAAUACGACGUACGUGCUUGCGUCAUUAUCAGCCACCAGCCCUUCAGAGUUGUUUUGGAAAUGGAAAAAGCGCUACAACAUAGAUAUUGGAUGUCCUAACUGCCCGAAAAGCAUUUACCAUCCAUGGCUUGGUUUUCGACAUGCUUUCAACUGUAUUCCUACUAUUCCCUCGUUGGCAGCAAAGUUCAUAAAGCAAUAGAAUGCAGUGGUAGUUCCUCUCUAAUGUUCCCCGCUUAAUGUUGGCCACUCUUUUUAAUGUCUGGUGUAAAAGAUAUUCUAGUGGUCUUUGCUGUGUAAGUUAUCUUAUGUCACUCUUUUUAAUUAGGUUUUUUUGUAAUAUUGUCACGGUUAAGUUAUCUGAUAUUGUCACCAUUCUAGUGGUAUUUCCGUGGCUUCUUAGGAGUGUGCUUG